This is a messenger RNA of Sorex fumeus (smoky shrew), 447 nucleotides long. Its product is annotated as histone H3.1t-like. Gene Ontology annotation, cellular component: nucleosome. Lineage: Eukaryota; Metazoa; Chordata; Mammalia; Eulipotyphla; Soricidae. The transcript has 3 exons. The annotation marks the transcript as partial. The record is from RefSeq and is a predicted model, not a curated record. Gene Ontology annotation, molecular function: structural constituent of chromatin; DNA binding; protein heterodimerization activity.
AUGUCCCUGGCAGCUGUAAAAAUAUUUAUGAGAGUUGGGAAGAACGAGAGGGCUCGUACUAAGCAGAUGGUGUGCAAGUCAAUGGGUGAGAAGAUACCCCGCAAGCAGCUGGCCACCAAGGUGGCCCACAAGAGCAUGCCAGCCACGGGCGGUGUGAAGAAGCCGCACCGCUUCCAGCCCGACACAGUGGCGCUACUUGAGAUCCGCUGCUACCAGAAGUCCACCGAGCUGCUCAUCCGCCAGUUGCCGUUCCAGCGGCUGGUGCGUGAGAUCCCGCAGGACUUCAAGACUGACCUUUGCUCCCAGAGCUCAGCCAUCAUGGUGCUGCAGAAGGCGUGUGAGGCCUACCUGGUGGGGCUCUUCCAGGACACCAACCUCUGCAUAUUCCCCGUCAAGUGCAUCACCAUUUUGCCCAAGGACAUCCAGCAGGCGUGCCACAUCCAGAGA